AUGUCUCAACUACUGUUGUCCCAGCGUCUACCGGACGACCUCGUAUACGAGAUCCUCACUUUGCUACCAGUGAAAUCCUUAAUCCGAUUUAGAUGUGUUUCUAAAUCUUGGUACUGCACAAUCACCGACCGCAAUUUCAUUAUGGCUCAGUUUGACCGAUCUAAAUCAUUAUUCAAUAACAACAGCAACGACAAUAACAAUGGUUAUAUGUUGAAUAUACCCCCACUUUACAGAAAAGAAUUUUGUACGGCUGUUUACAAUAGCGACCGCACAUUUACCGAGAUUUCUAGAUUUCAAGCCCCCUGUUAUUUCGGUGUUGCUGGCUGCUGUAGGUGCAUGUUCUACUUUGUUCAUGAAUUAGAAUAUAAAGUAGAAAACGAGAAUAACAUAAUGUAUUUUUGGAACCCAAGCAUUAGAAAGUUUAAGAAGGUUCAACUUACUCCCUUGAAUAUUCGUGAUGCAGUUGUUUAUGGACUUGCGUAUCAUUAUCAAAACAAUGACUACAAGAUUCUAAGAAUUAUUUAUUAUCAACGUAACGUAAAGCCAAAGCCAGCUGAGGCUGAGAUUUACACAUUGAGUACCGAUUCUUGGAGAAAGGUUGUAAUAUCUGUGGAGUCCUCAAGUGGGUCUAAACCCAUUGAGUCAGUUCAUUAUGAACGUAAGAGGGACCCUUGCUUUGUAUUUUUUAAUGGAGCCCUACACUGUAUAGCACGUUCUCAGGGCCACAAAUUCAUUAUGUAUUUUGACGUUAAUGAUGAGAGAUUCCGUGAGAUAUUGCUGCCUCAAAAUUACUUAGAUGGACUAAUUUCUCAAUAUUCACAACAUCUGUCAGUGUUCAAGGGAUUGCUGGCUUUGAUUGUUUUUGAUGGAAAUAGUAAAAUAUGCCAUAUAUGGAUGAUGAAGGAGUAUGGUGUGGCAGAGUCUUGGAUUAAGAAAAGCGUACCGAUGAAAGAAGAUUUACGGUUUUUAGGCAUAACUUUCAAUGGGGAACUUCUGAUUCAAAAGUUUAACCCCUUUCGGACGCUUACAUUUCACCCUGAGAGUUUAAAUGAGGAAAUUCUUGAAAUUCCAUUUUAUAAAUAUAUGUACACAGAUUUUUGGGUGGAAAGCCUACUUUUACUUGAUGGGAUUUAA
Quercus robur (English oak) is the source of this 1134-nucleotide messenger RNA. RefSeq names its product F-box/kelch-repeat protein At3g23880-like. The record is from RefSeq and is a predicted model, not a curated record. The transcript has a single exon. The coding region runs from base 1 to 1134 and encodes 377 amino acids. Gene Ontology annotation, molecular function: protein binding. Lineage: Eukaryota; Viridiplantae; Streptophyta; Magnoliopsida; Fagales; Fagaceae.